Lycium barbarum (goji berry) is the source of this 3696-nucleotide messenger RNA. RefSeq names its product vacuolar sorting protein 39-like. The record is from RefSeq and is a predicted model, not a curated record. Lineage: Eukaryota; Viridiplantae; Streptophyta; Magnoliopsida; Solanales; Solanaceae. Gene Ontology annotation, biological process: autophagy; intracellular protein transport; endosomal vesicle fusion. The coding region runs from base 923 to 3394 and encodes 823 amino acids. Gene Ontology annotation, cellular component: cytoplasm; membrane. The transcript has 13 exons.
GUUGAAUGUAACAAAAUGUCAUUUAAUCUUGUGGUCUUAAACAUGUCACGCAGAAAGUUGAAAUUAAAAGAGUUGCCAAAGUUGGAAACUUUAGCUGUUAUACUAAAGCUAAAGGGGAAAAAGGGUUUGUAUCUUCAGACAUGAUGGGUAAUCACUUGAAUUGCACUUUAAUUAGGAUACUCUGUUUCAAUUUAAGUGUUUUAGUUUGACUGGGCACGGAGUUUGAUAAAUAAAGGGGAGACUUUUGAAUUUUGUGGUCUUAAAUUUAAAGAUGUGUGUGUGGUCCUUUAAAUCUUGUGGUCUUAAACUUGUAAUGUAGAAUGUUGGAAUUGGAAAACUUACUAAAUGCAGAAAGAAACACUCUUUUUGGAACGGACUAAAAAGGAAAGUAAAACACUUAAAUUAGUUGAAAAUUGGACAUUGUUGUCAUGACAAUGCUAUUUCUGAUGGUUUUAGAUGAGUGAAUGUGUAUUUUAGUGCCUGCUAGAUGUGAAAGGAAGUGUUUUUCCAUUGGCUGAAUCGUUUUAUGAUGUUACAAACAUAAUUAGAACUAUGCUUUCCCACUAUAAAGGUAAUGUUUAAGAGGUUGUUUGGUUGCUGGUUAGAGUUAUGCACCUAUUAGUAAUACAAGCAUUAGUUUAGUUAUUCAUGUAGUAUUAGUUAUUCCAUUGUUUGCCCAAUUUGGAGAGUUUGGCUGUAAUUACUAAAGCUAAAGGUGCUAAUGUGUAUUCAUGGGACGAUAAAAGAGGGUUUUUGUGUUUUGGGAGGGGAAAGAGAGUUUGUAUCUUCAGACAUGAUGGGGGGAGGGGAUUUGUGGAGGUGAAAGAAUUUGGAGUCCCUGAUACAGUCAAGUCAAUGUCUUGGUGUGGUGAGAAUAUAUGUUUGGGGAUUAGAAGAGAGUACAUGAUAUUGAAUACCACCAAUGGUGCAUUGUCUGAGGUGUUUCCUUCAGGGAGGAUCGCCGCACCUCUUGUGGUAUCUCUUCCCUCUGGAGAACUUCUUUUGGGAUAAUAUUGGUGUCUUAGUUGACCAAAAUGGAAAGUUGAUCCAAGACGGGAGGGUUUGUUGGUCUGAGGCUCCUGCAGUUGUUGUUAUUCAGAAGCCCUAUGCAAUAGGUCUCUUACCGCGACAUGUUGAGAUACGUUCUCUUCGUGUUCCUUAUCCUUUGAUUCAAACAGUUGUCCUUCGGAAUGUUCGUCGUCUUGUUCAAAGCAACAAUGCUGUUAUUGUUGCUCUUGAUUAUUCUGUUUUUGGAUUUUUUCCUGUUCCUCUUGGUGCACAGAUUGUGCAACUAACAGCAUCUGGAAACUUUGAUGAGGCCUUGGCCUUGUGCAAAAUGCUACCACCAGAAGAUUCAAGUCUUAGGUCUGCAAAGGAGCAAUCAAUUCAUAUAAGAUAUGCGCACUUUCUGUUUGAAAAUGGGAGCUAUGAAGAAGCAAUGGAACAUUUUCUGGCAUCUCAAGUUGAAAUCACUUAUGUGCUUGCCUUAUAUCCUUCCAUUAUUGUUCCAAAAUCAUCUUUCAUACCUGAACCACAGAAAUUUGUGGAUGUUGGGGAUGCACCAUAUCUCUCCCGAGCUUCCUCUGGCCUGACAGAUGAUCUGGAUUCGAUGCCUUCAAAUGUCUUAGAAUCUGAUGAAAUGGAUAUAGAAUCCAAAAAAAUGAGUCACAACACCUUGAUGGCUCUGAUUAAGUAUUUACAGAAGAAGAGAUACAGUGUUAUUGAGAAAGCUACAGCUGAGGGAACUGAAGAGGUGGUUUCAGAUGCUGUCGGAGAUAGUUUCAUUUCUUAUGGAACUGGCCGAUCCAAAAAACCAACCAAGAUCAUUUAUGGCCUACCGGAGGAAAGUCUAAAUGUCAGGGAGGGCAGAAUUCAUGCUCCAAUCACUUCCAUCGCUAGGGAUAUGGCUGCAAUACUGGACACUGCACUUCUUCAAGCUCUGCUUUUAACUGGACAGUCCUCGGCUGCUACAGAUUUUCUGAAAGCCCUCAACUACUGUGAUGUGAAAAUAUGUGAGGAGUUCCUGCAAAAAAGAAGCCAGCAUGCUUGUCUGCUAGAACUUUAUAGGAGCAAUUCAAUGCAUCGUGAAGCACUGAAACUUCUCCAUCAAUUGGUAGAAGAGUCCAAGUCAGAGCAAACAACGAAGUUCAAGCCUGAUAUGAUCAUUGAAUAUCUUAAACCCCUUUGUGCAACUGACCCCAUGCUUGUCCUGGAGUUCUCGUUGCCUGUUCUUGAGAGCUGUCCUAUGCAAACCAUUGAGCUAUUCUUGUCUGGUAACAUUCCAGCGGACCUGGUGAAUUCUUACUUAAAACAGCAUGCUCCAAACAUGCAGGCAACAUAUCUGGAACUCAUGCUUGCUAUGAAUGAAAAUAGCAUCUCCGGGAAUCUGCAGAAUGAAAUGGUGCAAAUUUAUCUCUCAGAAGUGCUUGAUUUGUAUGCUGAACUUAAUUCCCAGCAAAAAUGGGAUGAGAAAACAUGUUCUCCGACAAGGAAAAAGCUAUUGUCUUCUUUGGAGAGUAUCUCUGGAUAUAAUCCAGAGGUGUUACUGAAGAAACUUCCACCAGAUGCUUUGUAUGAAGAACGUGCAAUUCUGUUGGGGAAAAUGAAUCAACAUGAACUUGCGCUGUCUAUUUAUGUGCACAAGCUUCACGUUCCCGAACUUGCACUGUCCUACUGUGAUAGGGUGUACGAUUCAGGACUUCAACAACAUUCAGCAAAAUCUUAUGGAAACAUUUACUUGACUCUACUGCAAAUCUAUCUAAAUCCCACGAAGACAACAAAAAAUUUUGAGAAGAAAAUUACUAAUCUGGUAUCAUCUCAGAGCCCUGGGAUUCCAAAAGUUGGUUCAGGAACUACAACAAAGGUUAAAGGAGGCCGCUUCAAGAAAAUUGCUGAAAUUGAGGGCGCAGAGGACACUCGACUCAGUCCAAGUGGCACUGACAGCGGUAGGAGUGAUGGAGAUACAGAAGAUGCUGCCGAGGAAGGAGGUUCUACUAUUAUGAUAGAUCAGGUGCUGGAUCUUUUGAGCAGAAGGUGGGAUCGGAUUCAUGGGGCCCAAGCGCUGAAACUAUUGCCAAGGGACACUAAGCUACAGAACUUGCUUCCAUUUCUUGCUCCUCUUCUGAGGAAAUCCAGUGAAGCGUAUCGGAACUUUUCAGUGAUAAAAAGCUUGAGAGAAAGUGAAAACCUACAGGUUAAAGAUGAACUGUAUAGCCAAAGGAAAGCAGUCUUGAAGAUCACAAGUGAUAGCAUGUGCUCUCUUUGCAACAAGAAGAUUGGCACCAGUGUCUUUGCAGUCUAUCCUAAUGGUAAGACAAUUGUGCACUUUGUUUGCUUUAGAGAUUCACAGAAUAUGAAGGCAGUUGGAAGAGGUUCUCAGUUGAGGAAGAGAUGAUAACGAGAAAUUGGAUUUCGUUGAACUGCAUUUUUUGGGUUGCUGUAUAUGGCAUUGAUCCGUUUUCUUUAUGUUAGGACCGUUUAACAUGUUCUGCGGCUUUAAGUUUUAAGUCACCAUUUAUUCCUGAAAGUAGGAUACUUGUGCUCUCCGUGUUUCUGUAAGUGUUCUGGUGUGUGCAUGAUUAAUACCAAGAGAUAUGAAGCGUGGUGGUGAUACACCACAAAGGAAUGUGUAAUGCUCACUUUGUUGUAUAUUAUGUCAAAUAUGGAAGUGAAUGUGACGGAUUUGAGGUUGUGUGA